GUCUCUCCCGAGCCUCGCUCUCAGCUUGGGCCCCGCCAGGCUCCGUAGCCUCGGGCUGCCCGGGCGGCGGCCCCGAUGCUCGCCCUGCCCCUGGGAGGCGCCUGGCGCGGCCCGCCCGCCUGCCAGGCCUCGGCCCCGCCUGGCCGCGGAGACCGGCGCUGCGGGGACGUGGGCAGCAGCAGUAGAUGUGAUGGCACCAAGAAGAAAAGAGAAAUACAAGCUUCCGGUUCCACUCCCAGAAGGCAAAGUUCUGGAUGAUAUGGAUGGAAACCAGUGGGCACUGGGCAAGAUGAUCGGCUCUGGAGGGUUUGGAUUGAUAUACUUAGCUUUUCCCACAAAUAAACCAAGUAAAGAUGCAAGACAUGUAAUAAAAGUGGAAUAUCAAGAGAAUGGCCCAUUAUUUUCAGAACUUAAAUUUUAUCAGAGAGCAGCAAAAAGAGAAUAUAUUCAAAAGUGGAUAGAACAGAGAAAACUUGAUUAUUUAGGAGUUCCUCUAUUUUAUGGAUUUGGUCUGACUGAUUUUAAAGGAAGAAGUUACAGAUUCAUGAUAAUGGAAAGACUGGGAAUAGAUUUACAGAAGCUCUCAGACCAGAAUGGUGUUUUUAAAAAAUCGACUGUCCUGCAACUUGGAAUCAGGGUGCUGGACAUACUGGAAUAUAUACAUGAAAAUGAAUAUGUUCAUGGUGAUAUAAAAGCAGCAAACCUACUGUUGGGCUACACAAAUCCAAAUCGGGUUUAUCUUGCAGACUAUGGACUUUGCUACAGAUACUGUCCCAAUGGGAACCACAAACAGUAUCAGGAAAAUCCCAGGAAGGGCCAUAAUGGAACAAUAGAGUUUACAAGCUUGGAUGCCCACAGAGGAGUAGCCCCUUCCAGAAGAAGCGACGUUGAGAUCCUUGGUUACUGCAUGCUGCACUGGCUAUGUGGGAAGCUACCUUGGGACACAAACCUGGAGGACCCUGUGGCUGUCCAGACUGCUAAAACCAAUCUGCUGGAUGAACUCCCAGAGUCGGUGCUUACGUGGGCUCCUCCUGGAAGCAGUUGCUGUGAACUUGCCAAGUUCUUGGCGUGUGUCUGUAAUUUAGCUUAUGAUGAAAAGCCAGACUAUCAGAAGCUCAAGAAGAUUUUAAAUCCAGAUGGAGUACCUUUAGGGCCCCUGGAAUUUUCCACCAAAGCACAGAGUGUUCAUGUGCAUACUCCAACCCGCCAAAAAGUGGAUUCUCCAAAGGUUACAUCGAAAGCAGCCAGUGAGUUGCCAGUUGAGUUCACCAAGAAAGUCUGCAGAGGGACAUGUGCAGCAGGGAGCAAGGGGCGUGAAGAGGGCCAGCCCCGAGCCCUGCCCAGCAGAGCAGCAGCGCUGGAAAACUCAAGGAGAAGAAAUAUAUACGAGUAUUCAGAUUUUCAGAGUGAAAUGCACAGUCUUCACCAGACACCCAGCUAUAUGGGUUUGCAAACUUCAUAUUAUAAGCCCUAUCCGGAUUGCACCAGUAGAGAUACAAUCAGGAAGCCAAGGUCUCCAGUUCAGUACAGAUAUACUUCCACCGGUGAUAUGGGUGUCACAGACUUGGAACGUCCUCCAGGACUUUGGCCUGCAGUUUUCCAGUUGACUCUCAGUGACGAGAUGAAGGCAGAGGUGUACUACUAUGGACUCACUAUAGUUUUCCUGCUGAUAUUAGUUUGUCUCGCUUUGUAUCUUCUCUGAUGUCAAAUAAAUCAGUUGUUUUCUUUAUAACCAA
Messenger RNA from Peromyscus leucopus (white-footed mouse), 1736 nucleotides. It is a transcript of the gene Vrk2, whose product is annotated as VRK serine/threonine kinase 2. Gene Ontology annotation, cellular component: cytoplasm; nucleus. Gene Ontology annotation, biological process: signal transduction; peptidyl-serine phosphorylation. The transcript has 13 exons. Gene Ontology annotation, molecular function: ATP binding; protein serine/threonine kinase activity. The record is from RefSeq and is a predicted model, not a curated record. The coding region runs from base 191 to 1702 and encodes 503 amino acids. NCBI's taxonomy places the organism in Eukaryota, Metazoa, Chordata, Mammalia, Rodentia, Cricetidae.